GGAACACAGCAUGGACCAAUCAGAACGGAGCAUAGAAAUAAACCCAGGGCCAGAGGCUCAGCUGCCUCUGGGCACCAUCCUGGAGGAGGAGAAGAUGAAGUGGAAGGUGUCUGCUCUCAUUGGCAUCCUUCAGGCUCAGUUCCCGGGAGCAGAGGCACAGAGCUUUGGCCUGCUGGAUCCCAAACUCUGCUACCUGCUAGAUGGAAUCCUCUUCAUCUAUGGCGUCAUUGUCACAGCCCUGUACCUGAGAGCAAAGUUCAGCGGGAGUGUAGGCGCUGAUGCCAACCAGCAGGGUUCCAACCAGAUCUACAAUGAGCUCAAUCUAGGACGAAGAGAGGAAUAUGACGUUUUGAACCAGAACUGGGCUGGGAAUCCUGAGACGGGAGGCAAAGAAAAGAAGAGGAACCCCCAGGAAGGCGUGUACAAUGCACUGCAGAAGAACCAGAUGGCGGGUGCCUACAGCGAGAUCCGGGUGAAACAGAAGAGGCAGAAAGACAAGGGGCACAAUGACCUUUACCAGGGGCUCAGUGCGGCCACGAAGGACACCUAUGACGCCCUUCAUAUGCAGACCCUGCCCCCUCGCUAAAAGCCAGGGGAUUUCCCACCCAUAGGCCUGACCUGCUGUUGACUGUGAAGGACAGCGUACACAAUUCAGUUUAUUAAUUUCGCUGCCACUAUUUUAUGAAGAGGAUGCUUCUGGUUGUCACACCUGUCUUCUCCAGUCCCAAAGCACAGUACACAGAAUGUCGUCCCUGAACUCUCUAAAGGGAGAGCCCCCCUCACUCUCUUACCUCAGCCCAGUUCCCACAGCAGAGCCAACCCCUAGCCAGGGGGUUGGGGUGGGGGCACUGACAUCCUUCCUUCCUUGCACAGCUGAGUUCAGUUUGCUUUGUAAUACCCCCAGAGAAGGCCUGGGUACUGUUUGUAUUGUUCUAUUGAUAUUGACUUAGUUUGCUCAUGCUGUAAAUUUGGCUUCUGUUGCCAUCCUUCCCCACAGUCAGGAUGACCUAUAAUUAGGCCACGUUGUAAAAGACAGAGGCAGGUAGGAGGGAGCCUAGGCAAGUGUCAGCCAGAAGAGGCUGAAAGAAGGGAAGCAACAUGCUUGGAAGGCCCCCAGCAGUUACAAGGGGCCUCCUUCUAUCAAGCAUGAAUCUCCCAGCUACUGUGCCAGGCACUCCAGGAAUGGAAAGAUGCCUUAGCUUCAUGGAAAACACACUCAUAAGAGUGCAAAUGAUUUGUGCACAAACUGGCACAGAAAACAGGACGUCACUGCAUACAAUAAACCAGUAAUAAUAAAGCCAAGGCAGUAAGAGAAAAGGGGGCAAGUCCUGCCUUCUUCCCGGAACUUGGUUCAUUGCUUCUUGAGUGGCAAGAAGAUCAAGCCCACUAAGGUCUGCAGUGCUCACACAACAGUGGUACAAUGAGCCAAUCAGUGGACUGCAACCUCAUGGUAGAAUUAAAGUGCCUGUGACCAUGGAUG
Molecule: messenger RNA, 1480 nt
Organism: Chionomys nivalis (European snow vole)
Lineage: Eukaryota; Metazoa; Chordata; Mammalia; Rodentia; Cricetidae
Gene: Cd247
Product: CD247 molecule
Exons: 9
Coding region: 11-586 (191 amino acids)
Biological process (GO): cell surface receptor signaling pathway
Cellular component (GO): membrane
Molecular function (GO): transmembrane signaling receptor activity
Source: RefSeq, a predicted model, not a curated record